AAUUUUUUCCUUCUUUUACAGCUGAUCAUAUGAUGGCAAAGAUUUACCUGUGCGUCUGUGUGCUGUUUCUGGUGUUCUUAGUAACAUUUGUAUUUUGGUGCCCUAAGAUGGAGAACAAACCAAUUUAUACAGAAAUCCUUCAAAAAUACCAUUCAGAACAGAGAAAUCAUCACACUAAUGACAGGUCUGGAAAUAACUCUCAGAAACUUGACGUUACCCAGACGUCAACUAGCUACCCUACACAAACCCUUAAAAGUGAAGUGGCCACCUAUCUGAAUUUACAAGGAGAUGUGUUUGAUGAAAACAAGCUCAGUAAAGAUGCCAACUGGGCACAGUUUUAUGAUCGAACAAGAAAUGGUGAACCAAGUUUCAAAUAUUUGAUUGUACAAGAUUCCCUAUGCAUAAACAUAACUCCAUUUCUAGUUAUCAUGGUCGCCACUCAACCAAGUGAAGUAACAACCAGAGAUAUUAUUAGAGAAACGUGGGGAAGCAGACGUAACUGGCAUGGCAAAUAUGUUCUUAUCUUGUUUUUAAUCGGGAAGAGUAAAGAACCCAUCGAGCAAUUGUUAUCUGAAAAUGAUAAACACAAGGAUUUAAUUGUGCAAGACUUCGAAGACACAUAUGAAAAUCUCACACUAAAGACCCGAAUGGCAUUCCAAUGGAUGUACGACUUCUGCCUAAAAGCAGAGUUUUUCAUGAAAACAGAUUCUGAUGUAUAUGUCAGUCCAAGCAACUUAGUUAAAUAUUUGCUUUCUUUGAAUGAAAACCUGUCCCAAAAUUUGUUUACAGGCCACAUAUUUGAAAACAGUACACCAUUCCGAUCAAAAAGUGCUAAGAAUUAUCUCUCAUAUGAAGAUUAUCCAAUUAAUUUUUUCCCUCCCUACUGCAGUGGCCUUGGAUAUGUUAUUUCAGGAAAACUAGCACUGAAAAUUUUCAUGAUUAUGCACCAUGUUAAACCUUGGGCAAAUGAAGAUGUUUAUACAGGAUUCUGCCUGAAGUUACUAGGAGGCCAACCUUCUUCUCCACCACAAAACAGUUUCUUUUUUAAACAAACAAACCUUAAUGACAAACUUCAGACAUUAAUAGCUGCACACUGGGUGGACCAAAAUGCCAUGAAGCAACUUUGGGAAAUCGAGAAAGCAAGUUUAUGAAGGCAAAGCAGAUGAAGGAAACUUUUAUUUAAAGUAAUGAGACGCCUUUAAGUUAAAGUUUACCUGCAAAAAUUGAAAUGGAAAAGAUCAAAGUGGAAGCCUGUCAUCUGAAGACUCGCCAUGAGGGGCUGAAAGGAAACCUCAUUUAAGAUUUAUGAGAGUCACUUCAAAUACGAGUAUGAUUUUACACAUCUGUAUAUGCAAUAAUAACAGCGCUGGAUUUUUCUUGCAUAUUCGGAGAGAUCGACAAACUGAAUGUCAAGUUAUGAAUAAAAUUUACACCAUUCAAGAAUUUUGGGAAUAUAAACUACAAAAAUUGCAUUUGAGAUAUCUUUCACAAAUUUAAAUUUCUUCUUGAUAACUUGGGAAAAGCUUGAAAGCAUCAUUUGUUUUAAACAUGGAACUGAAUGUUGGGUUCUUUCUACUGUAUACAUGAGGCAGAUAGAUGCAGUAUAUUGGACAAAAAAUGAAGAAACUUUUUUUAAUCAGGGAUUGUUAUUUCUUAUAAAAACUGACUGGAUACUUUGAUUUAUUCAAAGUACUGAUGUUACAAAAAAAAAUGAGUUCAUUUGCACUUUUUCUAUGAUUUUUCUGAGAAAGCCAUAUACUGUAUAUGUAUUUUAAAACAGACAAGGCAUUGUUUUAUACACAGGGUCAAGCUGAAGUUCACAUUUUGUACCUGAAAUUGUACAUCUAAAAGGUGUGGGAUCUAUAUAUUAAUGUAUUUAUUUGUGUACUUUUAUGAAGUUUUAGGGAAACUUAGAUUUAUUUAAUCUAUUAGAAUAUAAAGUUUCCACUUUUAGCUAGUAAUUAAAAUAUUCAGCAGAUUAAAGGUGUGCUUAUUAUUUUAUUAAAUCAAGAG
Erpetoichthys calabaricus (reedfish) is the source of this 2013-nucleotide messenger RNA. RefSeq names its product UDP-GalNAc:beta-1,3-N-acetylgalactosaminyltransferase 1-like. Bases 30 to 1151 code for a protein of 373 amino acids. Gene Ontology annotation, molecular function: N-acetyl-beta-D-glucosaminide beta-(1,3)-galactosyltransferase activity. The transcript has a single exon. Lineage: Eukaryota; Metazoa; Chordata; Cladistia; Polypteriformes; Polypteridae. The record is from RefSeq and is a predicted model, not a curated record. Gene Ontology annotation, cellular component: membrane.